AUGGGUAUAGAGACUCCUCCUGUGGAUACUGAGGUUCAGAUGUCUACAGAGAGCCUACCAAAGAGAGAAAGCACAACGCAACUCAGUGAGAAUGAGAAAUUGUUAGAGUUUAUUAACUCAUCUCAAUUCUCUUUAUAUGAUUGCAUUGAACUGAUAUGUACUUAUUCAAAUAAUGUGGGGAUUCAUUACUAUUUGUGUCAGAAAUUAUUAUCAUUCCCACAUUCUGAAUUACAAUUCUAUAUUCCACAAUUAGUUCAAGUAUUACUUACAAUUGAGACAGAAUCCAUGGCGUUAGAAGAUUUAAUAUUGAAAUUAAAGAAUGAAAAUCCUCAUUUUGCAUUGUUGACCUUCUGGCAAUUACAAGCUCUUUUAGCUGAUUUAUCCCUGGAUCCAGAAUCAUAUGGGUUUCAAGUAGCGAGAAGGGUAUUAAAUGAAUUGCAAAGUAGUCUUUUCAAUAUUAACUCCAUAGAGGAUGAAAAAAAAAUACAAAAGAUACAUGAAAAUGUUGCACCUGCAUUAGUUCUGGCAUCGAUGAUGAUGUCAUGUAUGGCUUCGCCCGAAAUGGCAUCUAUGGCGAAGCCAAUGGUAGAAUCUCAAGGUAGAAGACAAAAGGCAUACGUCUUUAAAUUAGCUAAGAGUGCAAUGAGAGACUUCACUAAAAAUAUUACACUCAAGAAUACAAAACUUAAUAAACAAACGUUUUAUAGAUCGUCAUCAAAGGGGAAGAAAAGAGAUGUCAAUACAAUUUCCUUACCGGAUACUCCGGUUGAUAUUGUUGAUGCGGUCACUACUAAAGAAGAUACUAAUUUUAGGAAACCAAGGAAGAAGGAUGAAGAAAGAGAACAUUCUUUGAAUUUUGAUAUUAUUGAUGAUGUUGGGGAACAAAUGUUCUCUGAAAAAAUUUCAGGGUCAAUUAAAUUACCAAAGAGGAAAACUAAAUUUGUGGAUAAUUCAUAUGUCCAUAAAGUUUACGGUAAUAAAACUGUUAGCGAACAUGAACAUCAUGAACUUGAACUUGAUGAUAACACAAUUGUCGUGGGUAGCUCUGUUGUUAAUGAUGAAGAACAUCUAGUCGAUAGUCCUGAAUCUCAGAGGAAGAAGACAGGACUGGAAGCAUUGAAAGCCAAAGAUCAAUAUACCAGUUCAAUGCCAAACUUACAUAAAGUUGAUAUUCCCAGAUCAUCUGCAUCAUAUGGAUCACCAGAGAGGAAAGCUCCGAAGUUUAUACGUUCGAAUUCUCAACCACCUACUGAAAAUACAUUAGCUCGAAGAGGAACUUUAACACGUAACCCUAGUCAACUGGAGAUCGAUAUAAAUAGAAUUCCAAUAUCCAAGAGAAUUAAAAUUCUAAAGGCAAAUUAUUUCCGUUGUGCUACUCAGUUUGCGAUUGCAUUGGAAUCUAUCUCUCAACGACUUGCUCAGGUUCCUACCGAAGCACGUUUAAGUGCAUUGAGAGCAGAAUUAUCCCUAAUUAACAGAGAUCUACCUGCAGAAGUUGAUAUUCCAACUUUGCUACCCCCAAAUAAAAAGGGUCGACUUCAUAAAUUAGUAACCAUCACUGCUAGUGAAGCACAGGUGUUGAACUCUGCUGAGAAAGUUCCAUAUUUAUUAUUGAUUGAAUAUUUGAGAGAUGAAUUCGAUUUCGACCCUACUACGGAUGAUAACAUCAUGGUUCUGAAAAAGUCUAAUUGUUCUAAAAGUACACCACUUUUCGAUCUAAAUUAUUUGAGUAAGAAAAGAGAUAGAGAGACGGGAAUGUUUUCGUUAGCAGAUUCUACAGAUGCCCUUGUUGGCGAUGAAGAGUUAUCUGAUGGUAUUCUAAGAUCUAGUAGUAAUCCUUUGCAACACACAUCCAGUCUACCAGAAGUACAGCAUCGUGAAAUGGACCUUGGAGACUUAUCAAUGGUUCGUGUGAAGAACCAAACAGAUGCGGAAGCUUACAGAAGCUCAAUUGUUUUAAAAGCUGCUUCAAAUGUACCAGUAAUACCUGAUGAUACUCAAGACAGAAGUCCAGAUCUUGCUUUUGCGCAAAAUAUGGAUGAAGUGAUUGAUAAGAGAAGCGCUGAUUCCAAAGAAUUCCACAGAGAAACAGAUGACCUUGCAGAUCAAAUGAGAAUAUCGGCAUUAAUGUUAGCUCAAUUGGAUAAUUCUCCCCAACAAUUAUCAGAUUCGACAAAUCAAAUUCGUGCACAGAUUAUAGCAUCUAUGAAGGAAGUUCAGGAUAAGUUUGGUUACCGUGAUUUAGAGGCAAUGCAUGGUGAAGCUGGUGAACGUAAAUUGGAGAAUGAUUUGAAGACUGGUGGUAUCGAUACUUCUUAUUUAGGUGAAGACUGGAAUACAAGAAAGGAGAGAAUUAGAAAGACAUCUGAAUAUGGUCAUUUAGAAAACUGGGAUCUUUGUUCUGUCAUUGCAAAGUCCGGUGAUGAUUUAAGGCAAGAAGCCUUUGCUUGUCAAAUCAUACAAGCUAUGGCGCAGAUAUGGAAUAAAGAAAAGAGCGAUAUAUGGGUGAAAAAAAUGAGAAUCUUAAUUACGAGUGCUACAACUGGUCUAGUUGAAACAAUUACUAAUGCAGUUUCCGUUCAUAGUAUAAAGAAAUCCUUAACCAAAAAAAUGAUUGAAGAUGGUGAACUAGAUGAACGUGGUGGAAUUGCUAGUAUAAGAGAUCAUUUUAUUCGUGCAUUCGGUGAUCCAAAUGGGUUCAAAUUUAGAAGAGCACAAGAUAAUUUUGCAUGUUCUUUGGCGGCAUAUUCUCUAAUCUGUUACAUUCUUAGGGUCAAAGAUAGACAUAACGGUAAUAUUAUGAUUGAUAAUGAAGGUCACGUAAUCCAUAUUGAUUUUGGAUUUAUGUUAUCCAACUCACCAGGUUCGGUCGGUUUUGAAGCUGCUCCAUUUAAAUUUACCUACGAGUACGUUGAUGUUCUCGGUGGUUUACAAGGUGAUGCGUAUAAGAAAUAUGUUAGAUUAAUGCAAGAAGGUUUCAGAGCAUUAAGGAAACAGGCCAACCAAAUUGUUUCCAUGUGUGAAAUUAUGCAAAAGGAUAACAUGCAACCAUGUUUUGAAGCUGGUGAUCAAACCAGUGUCCAAUUAAGACAGCGUUUCCAUCUUGACGUAAAUGAUGAUGAAGUGGACAAUUUUGUUGAAACAUUCUUAAUUGGAAAAUCUCUGGGUAGUGUUUACACUAGAUUAUAUGACCAAUUCCAAUUGAUAACCCAAGGUAUUUACAGUUAG
Molecule: messenger RNA, 3228 nt
Organism: Maudiozyma barnettii
Lineage: Eukaryota; Fungi; Ascomycota; Saccharomycetes; Saccharomycetales; Saccharomycetaceae
Gene: PIK1
Product: 1-phosphatidylinositol 4-kinase
Exons: 1
Coding region: 1-3228 (1075 amino acids)
Biological process (GO): phosphatidylinositol-mediated signaling; phosphatidylinositol phosphate biosynthetic process
Cellular component (GO): cytoplasm; membrane
Molecular function (GO): 1-phosphatidylinositol 4-kinase activity
Source: RefSeq, a predicted model, not a curated record